Messenger RNA from Maniola jurtina (meadow brown), 4256 nucleotides. Its product is annotated as protein SCAI. The transcript is spliced from 11 exons. Gene Ontology annotation, cellular component: nucleus. The coding region runs from base 1400 to 3163 and encodes 587 amino acids. Gene Ontology annotation, biological process: DNA-templated transcription. Gene Ontology annotation, molecular function: transcription corepressor activity. NCBI's taxonomy places the organism in Eukaryota, Metazoa, Arthropoda, Insecta, Lepidoptera, Nymphalidae. The record is from RefSeq and is a predicted model, not a curated record.
UGAAAUUAGGGUAGCUAUUUAAAGACGCUUUUGUGAACUAGAUCAUUUUUGGCUACGGGCAAAGCCACAAUCUUAUAAAUCUAAAAUCAAGAGCCUUCCCUCAUAGUAACCGCAGUUUCACAAGUAUCUCAAGUGCCCAAUGUUAGUUUGGUGAUCCACCCAUGAGCAAUAAGUUCUAAGCAAUAAAUUGUGAGGUAUAAAAAAUUAGUUAUAAGUUUUGCUACAAAAAACCAUUCGAAAUACUAAUAAAGAGUGAUACUCGUGAAUUUUCAAAGCAAUUAAGAUCAUGUCAUUUGAUGAUUCCAGCCUUAAAUAUUAUAGUGAGCAAGAUGUAUUCAUUGAUACAGCCAGUGCCUUAAUCAGUGAUAACUAAAUUACUGUGUGAUUUGAAUUGGAUACGUAUCGACGACCAUCUGUACGACUGGCUGCGAUAGCUGAAACAAUAAGCGGUAAUUGACUGGGACGUGGUGACCUCGGCGGCUACGUGCCCAAACAAUUCGUAUUAAAAUGCAUGACUGUUGAUGAGAUGAGAUGAUGAGAGUGAGUAACUCUCAGUGGCCAACUGAUGGCCAGGACGGAUGCCCGUACAUUUGUGUUCGCUAUUGUUGUGUUGUUGUGCAACCUACUUAUUUGGCAACCUCAUUUGGCUACGUAUCCUUCGACAAGAAAACUAUUAUAGAAAAGAAUAUGAUCAGUAACUUCUUAGCAAUUCGCUGAUUCUGGAAUUAAACUAUGCCUAAAGGUCAAACAGGACCCUAAACUUACUUUAUAUGAUUAUUUAUUGUGUAGAUAUAACCAUUACCAUAAUAAACAAUAAGAAAUCAGAAUCUAUCAGGUCAACAAGGAACAGUCUACUGAAUAACCCAUCAAAAAGUAAACCAAAGGCUCACUGCAGUAAAAACGUCGCUAAAGACGAUACUGACGAAAAUCAAAAAUCCAAAAGUUAUAAAAAUACAAUGGCAUAUAAAUUAAUUUGGCUUAGUACAGCAAGGCCAAUUUGCGUGCAAUUAUAAACUGUAAAAAAGACUUUCAGAUUUCAAAAAGAGAACUCUAAUAGAACUUGACCGUCCAAAACUCGAUUUAGAAUCAAUCGUAACAGAAGCACGCCCAGAAAAUAUUCGUGAUUUAACAGAGAUAACAAUAAGAACCAACGAUUUGCUUUCUCAUUUAGUUAUACCUACGAUAUGUUAGAAUGUAAUGCCUGUUCCGCUUGCAUUUUCCCCGCCACAUCAAGACAAGCGCAGACGGAUAUAGUCAAAACACAGAUAUAUUUUGCGAUUCAACUUACUACAUUCUGAAGAUUUGUUAACUGUAACUACUUGUGCAUCUACAUGAAAGUGAAGGAUUGAGGCAAAAAUCUCAAGUACAAAAGUCAAAUACAAAAAUAAGUCCAUAAAAAAUGACUCCAGUCACUGAUCAAGAACGAAAAAUAAUCAUCGAAUUCUGCCACUUGCUAGAAAAAUCCAAGCAAUUGUUCAACGGUUUAAGAGAGCUCCCACCUUACGGCCAUAAGCAAUGGCACGUCCAUUUUGGCCGCACAUUCGACAUCUACUCUAAGUUAUGGAAAUACCAGCAGCAGCAUCGUCUACUGCUGGACACUCGUUAUGGAUUAAAGAGAUGGCAAAUCGGAGAAGUUGCUUCCAAAAUAGGACAGCUUUAUUACCAUUAUUACUUACGAACGAGUGACACCACAUACCUGGUAGAAUCAUACUCGUUCUAUUCCGCAAUAAGAGGGAGACAUUACUACCAUCUAGCCAGUAAAGAGAUAAGAUGCGAACUAAUGGUGAAAAAAUUACGAUUCUAUGCAAGAUUCAUCGUCGUGGCUAUACUCCUACAACAGCCAGUCAUUAUAGAUGAACUGGUUUCUGAACUGGAUAAGCAGGUUGUUGCGUAUGGACAUGUGUAUGAUCCGAAUGACCAAGCAGAAUGGUUCAAUGUUCUGGCUGAAGUGAAAGCAUUUUUGGUUGCUGAACCUGGUGUCACUGUUAUUGAUCCUAUCGAUAGGAAUAGAGUUGUCACCAUUGGCGGGCGAAUCAAUAACCUGACCGUGCCGCCAUUGGAACGAACUUCACAAAUGUAUUUGACCCUCCAAGAUGCAAUUAUAAUUGGUAGCGGCACACAACUCGUGAAAUUCUCGGAGCUCACAAUAGACAUGUUCCGGAUGGUACAAAACUUGGAGUGGGAAGUUAAUGUUCCUUCCAGGAAUCCAUCUGGAGGAUCACCGAAAGACAAGCAGAGAAGUGGCAUGGCAUCGUGUGAGCAGCUCAAAAGUGCAUCGCAGUGUCGAGGAGUAAUGGUUGAAGACGAGUCGAGGCACGUCAACCCCCACAAGUUUCUUUUAUUUAAGCCAUCUGCAAAUCAAGUCUUAAUUUACUUGGCAAGCUGCUGCAAUGAUCUCCCACCCAAUGGGGCCCUACUCGUUUAUAUUUCAGCUAACGGCCAUCCUCCACAACAGAACAAACAUAUUGAAGACUAUGGCUACGACAUCGGAGGUGUCAUAACUUCUUCGAAAUCAGACAUAUACAGAGAAUACAACAAAGAAACUAAAGGUCCCGCUCUCAAAGGCAAAGAACCUCAGAUCCUAUACCCUGGAGACUUACAUCCAUUCACAAGGAAGCCUCUUUUUGUAAUUGUGGAUUCUGACAAUUCUUAUGCCUAUCAACAUAUCCCUAGGAUUUUCGGCCAACCGUUAGUUAUUCUGAUGUCACCAUUAUCAAUACCCUCUAACCUUAUCGAUAGGAAAAACCAAGGGAGCAUAUUCACUCUGUUCCUUCACAACCCGAUAGCUGGACUGUGCAACUCUUGCGAUGUGUACACCAUUGAUAUAACUACUUGGCAGCGAUGCGUGCCACUACGCGACACCUUCAUGAAAGAAGCUACCAAAUUACUGAUGAGAGUACGAAUAGAUCCCAUGUUCUACGCAUUUUUGGGUGAUAUACACCUAAGGCUAUUAUUACUGCGAUAUAUCUUCUGCGAAUGCGCAUUGCGUAUGCAUAAGAGUUUUCGCGCUAGAACCAAUUUGCCUCGGUCCGUGCCACCCUUGCCUGAAGAGCUGUUCAUGCAAGAGACACUGGUAGCAAAGGUCCUGAGUAUGACUGAGUUAAUUGGGAUCAAGACUUGCUUUUUUGACCCCCUAGCGGCGGGCCCAUCCACCACGGACUAGACUUGAGAAAUCGCCUUUGUUUUGUAGAUGACAGUGAUUGAAAGUUGAAAAGCAGAAGUGUUUAAAAAGGGACUAAAAAUGAGUGCGUUUCUUGUUAAAGCUCUGAAAAGAACCUAAAAAUCUGUAACUAUACUGGAAUCAUACACAAUUCUUUCUAUAUCGUGUAUUAUUCCAGUACAGUUAAACCAACAUAUGAACUCAACAUUCAUGUAAAUGCAUAUGCAUAUUAAUAUAUACAUAGCUGCUCAUCACUCGUUCUGAUUCAUUGACUGACUAAGUCAUUGAUCACCUCUUCUGUAAAAUUUUAACAAGGUCCUCAGUCCUGUAAACAAGGUCCGCAUUUUGAAAAACCAACGCUGCAUGCUCGCGGACCACUUGAGUGGUCCGCGCACCCACGCGCCCUAUUCAAGAAACAUCAUUACAAGAAACUUUGGAAAACAUUUUAUAAAAAUCUUUAUGUUAGAAUAUACCUAGAUUCUAAAAGGAAUUAAUUGUAAUAUGCAUUUCUUCGCAUUUCUAAUAUUUAAGAUCUCAUUUUCACUUUCUCCUUCACGGUAUUGGUUCCUCUAUGAAAUCACGUAUUUUGGAUAUAAUAAUAUAAUCUUCAAAUAAAUCUUUACCCUACUUAAUGGCCGUUUAUUAGAGUAAUCAUACUCAUUAAAACAGACGACACUUACGUUAUUAUAGCAUGUAUGUAACAUCAUAACUAAUAUUUCAUACAUACUCGUAUGUAGGUAAUAACCUAACGCACCUAUCAUCGCUUACAAAGUAGCUUAUCGCAUACUAGUUUGAAGGAUAAUUCAGUACUGGAAGAGUAAAUUGUUGUUCAAAGGGCUGUCAAGUUUUAAUGCAUUUCAGAACUAUGUAUUUGAAUAAACAGCGUGAGUUUGUUUUUCAUUUAACACAGGUUAACUUACACUAUACUUCUGUUGAAUCAUACAUACUUAUAGUAGAGUAUAUUUAUUAUUAGAUUUAUAAAUAAAAAAAAUCGCAUUGGCAGAUAAGUUUUAUCUAUAAUAUUUAUCCAAUGUUAAACUAUUUUUGAAUUAUAAUUAAUAGAUAUAUGGUUGUUUUAUAUACUAAGUAUGUUAUU